This is a messenger RNA of Brassica oleracea var. oleracea, 966 nucleotides long. RefSeq lists its product as uncharacterized. The coding region runs from base 1 to 924 and encodes 307 amino acids. The transcript has 7 exons. NCBI's taxonomy places the organism in Eukaryota, Viridiplantae, Streptophyta, Magnoliopsida, Brassicales, Brassicaceae. Gene Ontology annotation, biological process: regulation of DNA-templated transcription. Gene Ontology annotation, molecular function: transcription coregulator activity; protein binding. The record is from RefSeq and is a predicted model, not a curated record. Gene Ontology annotation, cellular component: histone deacetylase complex.
AUGCAGUUUUAUGCAUUCUUGGGUCUCUGCAAAGUUGAGAACGAUCGACUAUGUGUAGAGUUUAAAGUUAACAGAAUUGGUGGGAAAGGGGCUGUCAAAGAUCAGAAACAACCCAUACAAGGAGAUGAGCCAUUGUGUGAAGACGAAGAGGGUGAUCGAUUCGAUUACUGUGAUGAUUCUGAUGGAGCAACAUCUGAUGAUGAAAACUUUACUACAUACGGGAUUCCACCAGACCAUGUAGAAGAGGUCCAGGGAUCUUCUACAAAUAUGAUUUCUGCAAGAUGGGACAGAGUCACUCCAACAGCUGAUUCCCUCAACUCAGACACAACAUCAUCCCCGACAGCUUCUAGCACCUAUAUAGGGGAUGUAUUUAAUCCCAAUUAUUAUGUGCCUUUUAGUGUUGACAAAUGGAAUACAAGUAAACUGCAGAGGAAUGCACUUAGUGUCACUGAAGCUCCUACUGGAAACGAAGAUGACGAUGAUCUUGAUCUCGAAAACACAGUGAGGAAUGGUUCUAAUUAUAUGACAUCUGAGGACACACUGAAGCCUCAUAAGUCGAAGCUAAGAGGGCAGAGAUCAUCUCGGUCAUCUCACAAGACCCUGAGUAGGUCUCUAUCAUCUGACUCCCAAUCAAAAAGCUCUGCUUUUACUCCCCCUCAGAACAUGAAGGUUGAUCUUAGCAAACUGAAAAUGCCUGCGUUACUGAAAUAUUGGCAACAUUUCAACCUGGUGGAUGCAAUUCCAAAUCCAUCAAAGGAGAAACUAAUUGACAUUGUUCAGAGACACUUUAUGUCUCAGCAAAUGGAUGAGCUUCAAGUUAUUAUGGGGUUUGUGACGUUUGUCCAAGCAGCAAAGAGAAUGAAGAGAGCCUGCAAGUUGCAAUCCAAAGAAGCCAGAAACACCGAUCUUAACUGCAUCAGCUAAAAGAAACAAGCCCUGACUUUUAUAACAGAUCCUGUAAGUACA